AUGUCGCGGCAUUCCCAGCAUUGGUAAGCGUUAAAAACAUUUAUUAAAUGGAGUUACUGUAUAAUUAAAGUUAGUUAAGGUGACUUUUCACCCUAGAAGCGCCUUGGCUGCUGGCCCUGACUCAUCGCGCCUAAAUCGGGAUCAGGAAUUGGCUCUCGGAGAAGACCAUGCGCGAUCAAGAGCGUAGCAGACCGAAGGCAGUGAUUAUUACUCAUUACCUAUCACUUUCAGAGUCAAGGACCGCCUCCAGGCCAUGGUAUAUAAGCUGAUCGCUUCGACACAUCCAGGACGUCCCCAGUUUGAUCGAACCCCUUCCCUCCGAUCCGGAUCCCUCUUUUACAUCAGCGCCGAUUUCAGUAUUGUUUUGGUUGUAUAUUUCGCUCGUAUAUAAAUCAUCGUGUUUAUAUUAGGUAUUUAUUCUAGAAACCCCAGAUGACUUCCCCCAUUGCCCCCGUAUCUUUACUAGGAUACAAGAUCCAGUAAAACCGACCCCUGAUAGCUAAUUGGUAGUCAGCGAGUGGUUUUUCGUGUUCUCUUUCGUGUUAUAGUACUGCUAUAAAGUUUGGUUUCUAGUGGCUCGCUUUUUGGUUAUUACAGUGCACUGUUCAUAGAUAUUACUACAGAUUUUUGUUCUACGCGUAAAAGUUUUUCUCCUUGUACAAGAUUAUUAGGUUUGGUUAUUGCUACGUGAAAUUUUAUUCUCCGAUAAGCCGUGAUAUACUCCCGUCUCCAGAAGCUACAGUAUUUGAUUAUCACGCUAACUAGAUAUUAUUAAGAUCGAUUUUUGAAGUUAUUUUAUUAAUUUAAUUCUAAUUAUUUCAGUUUUCGCACCUCUCAAAGCCUCCUAAACAUGGCUAACGCUCCCGAAAUCCUCACCAACGACGACAGUUUGAAGAAACUGUUCCCGCCCAGCCUCAAUGCCAGCCUAGCCGGCAAUCCCACGCUUCCAACUUUGCGCACAGUUUGUGAGAAAAUGUUAGAAGAAAACAGGAAGAUGUGCAACAUCUUGGGUCGUGACCUCCGUUGGCAUGCCCAGUCCCAUCUCAAGACGGCCCCGGCCGCCCCAGUUGGUCCAAUCGGUGUCUCGGUUCAGCAUCAAGUCGAUGUAAUCCGCAGACUUCAUGACACGAUUUUCGGUUCCAUUCUACAAGCUCAACCAUACAUCGCAGCAGCGGUAAUGGCUGCGUUGCGUGGCGUGGGACCAUCUAGACCUGUCGCCGUGGAUUCUGUCAAUCGGUGGAGCUGCUUGACCAUUUUCCUUUACAUAAUUACAGCGUAG
Bursaphelenchus okinawaensis is the source of this 1279-nucleotide messenger RNA. NCBI's taxonomy places the organism in Eukaryota, Metazoa, Nematoda, Chromadorea, Rhabditida, Aphelenchoididae. The record is from the annotation of a GenBank genome assembly.